AUGGAGGACUUGAACCAAAUUGUUAUGAUGUCUCAUGCCGCGAACUCCAGCAAGAACGAACUCGAACCAAACAAGGAGGAAGUGACGACACACACCGCCACUGGUGACAUCGACAUCGCACCACAUGGUGCCAAAGUCGAGGUUGCACUGAAACUCGUGACUGGAGAAGCGUCUGAGGCGACAGGUUCUGGACAUGUGGUGAAAAGGGGGAGGGGGAGGCCUCGAAAGUACAAAGUUAACGAGAGCCAACUGACUGUAGUGACGGCGCAGCCACCGGUAUUCGCCAUUCAACCUUAUGGCGGAGGUGAAAAUGUUAAGCGAAGCAGGGGACGCCCUCGGGGUUCUACGAAGCCACAAAUUCCGACUUCCAUUAUGUUAGCUGGUCGAGGUUUCACAUCUCAUGUGGUGGAUGUGAACACUGGGGAGGAUGUGAUGAGCAAGAUAACACCAUUUUAUCAGGCAGGUCCUCUGUCAGUUAGUCUACUUUUUGCUCAUGGUCAUGUUUCAAGUGUUGCCUUUCUCCAACCUGAUUCUAAUAACCUAUUGAGAUAUGAGGGCUACUUUCAAAUUAUAUCAUUAAAUGGAUCAUGCACCUAUUCUACUGAAGUUGGUGGUCCUCUUACAAAAACCUUCAAGUUCGCGAUUUCAUUGCUUAAACCCGAUGGAGAGAUGUUUGGAGGGAACAUUACAAGCUCCUUGAUAGCCGCUGGCCCUGUUCGCCUUAUAUUGGCAACUUUCAAGCAAAACAUAAGCAAUCAUAUGAAGAGAAGGCAGUCAUGUGGAUCAUCUACUGCUUCAAACAUCCCAGGUAACCCAGAUUCUGCAAGAGGAGAUCUGCAUAAAGUUCCUAGGAUGACAAAAGGGGAGAUCAUCUGUCCUACACCAAUAUCAGCAGUGUUGCCAACAUCAUCAACUGAUGGCAUAACUGAGACUCCACCUCUUUCUUAG
Molecule: messenger RNA, 948 nt
Organism: Lotus japonicus
Lineage: Eukaryota; Viridiplantae; Streptophyta; Magnoliopsida; Fabales; Fabaceae
Product: AT-hook motif nuclear-localized protein 10-like
Exons: 5
Coding region: 1-948 (315 amino acids)
Molecular function (GO): minor groove of adenine-thymine-rich DNA binding
Source: RefSeq, a predicted model, not a curated record